AUGGGUAUUCCCCAUAGCGCACUUGUUCGCGACUGCCUGCUAGGCGCUGUGGGCAACAACUCCAAUCUUCUUGCAUUCCAAGGUGACUUCCUUUUCGACUCCAGAAUUCCUCGUUACAACUUGGAAUUCCCCGUGGUCCCCACUGCUAUCACUUAUCCCGACAAUGCAGACCAGGUGGCUGCAAUCAUCAAAUGUGCAGCUGAUCACGAUAUCAAGGUCCAGGCUUACAGUGGAGGUCACAGCUAUGCCAACUAUGGUCUGGGAGGAAAUGAUGGCGCCAUCGUGGUUCACAUGAAAAACAUCCAACAUUUCUCAGUUAAUCCAGUCACCCAUAUUGCUACUGUUGGUGCUGGUACACUUCUAGGCGAUCUUCAUCAACGUCUCUAUCAUUCCGGAAGAAGAGCUGUUACUCAUGGAGCUUGUCCUCAAGUCGGCAUGGGUGGUCAUUUUACCAUUGGUGGGCUCGGUCCAAUGUCUCGCGAAUGGGGUACAGCUCUUGAUCAUAUCGAGGAAGUGGAGGUCGUUCUGGCAAACUCGAGCAUUGUUAAAGCAUCCCAAACGCAAAAUGAAGAUAUCUUUUUCGCUAUCAAAGGUGCCGCUGCCAGCUUCGGUGUUGUCACAGAAUUCAAACUUCGCACACAUGAGGCGCCCACAGAGGCUAUUCAGUACACAUACCAACUCAACGCUGGCGAUGGUGAAGCACGGGCUCAGCUUUUCAAAGAUUGGCAGAGACUUAUAUUGACGAAGAACAUCACUCGGAAAUUCUCCAGUGAAAUAGUACUCUUCGAAGGUGGUGCUUUGCUAUCCGGUACCUUCUUCGGAUCCAAAGAAGAAUUCAAUGCUUUCGGGCUCGAGGAACAUUUUCCAAUCAAAGACCAUGGUACCAUUGCAUACCUUACGGACUGGCUUGGGAUGGUCGUUAGCCAGGCAGAGAAUCUCAUUAUGGAAAGCAUGGGUGGUAUCCCAUCUGCAUUCUAUGCCAAAUCACUAUCCUUUACCCCGGAUCAAUUUAUUUCAGAUGCGGGUGUUGAUGAAAUGUUUGCCUACAUUUGCAGAGCCAAAAAGGACACGAUCGCUUGGUUUGUGAUCUUUGACCUGGAAGGAGGCGCAACGAAUGACCACCAAACAAACGCCACUGCUUAUGCGCACCGAGAAGCAUUUAUGUGGAUGCAGUCCUAUGCGAUCAGCCUCAUUGGGCCAAUCAGCUCCACGACAAAGUCAUUCCUCAAUGAUCUAAAUAAAGUGAUCACGUCUUCUCGUCCCGGGUCAUAUGGUGCAUACCCUGGAUACGUAGAUCCCUAUUUGCAAGACCCGCAAAAUGCCUAUUGGGGAACAAACUUACCAAGACUGCAGAAGGUAAAAUCUGCUAUCGAUCCAAAAGACAUGUUUUCCAACCCCCAGAGUGUUAAAAAGGUUUCUCCGAAUCCAUUUUGA
Molecule: messenger RNA, 1434 nt
Organism: Penicillium angulare
Lineage: Eukaryota; Fungi; Ascomycota; Eurotiomycetes; Eurotiales; Aspergillaceae
Product: FAD-binding oxidoreductase
Exons: 2
Coding region: 1-1434 (477 amino acids)
Molecular function (GO): FAD binding; oxidoreductase activity
Source: RefSeq, a predicted model, not a curated record